ACCGAGCGCAUUCCUCAUGAAGACUUGCAGCCCUCCCCACAGCGAGUGCUGAUGUGAAGUGGAGCCACUGAUAUAGCCCACAGGCUCGUGGAUAGAUUUGGAAUUGCUGAUACCGAAGAAGGAUUUUUCAACAGUUUUCCUCUUUCUGGAUACGAAACCAAGUUAAGCGAAGUUGCGGCAAAACAGAGUCCCAAUCCAAUCUCCUCCUUACGCCAACCGGUGUCAAGCCUUCGGAGGGGGUGGCGGGGUUUCUGCGAGGACGCUGACGUCAUGAGGCCCUUCCUCCGGCCGCUCCUCCUCCUCUUCCUGCUGUCCGCCCGGGCGCUGACCAGCGACUGUCCCCAGGACUGCUCCUGCCCCGACCAGGCCUCCAUCUUCUGCUUCCAGCGCCGCUCCGCCUCCGUGCCUCUGGGGCUCCCGGGCGCCACCAAGAACCUGUACCUCUUCCAGAACGGCAUCAGCAGCCUGUCGCGGGACGACUUCGCCGGGCUGGACCAGCUGGCCAUGCUGGACCUGAGCCAGAACCAGCUGUCCCAGAUCCCGGACGGGGCCUUCCAGCUCCUGCCCGCCCUGCAUAACCUGGACCUCUCCAGCAACCUCAUCGCGCAGGUCUCCCGGGAGAGCUUCUCCGGGCUGGCGCUGCUGCAGCGCCUCUAUCUCCACGACAACCGCAUCCAGAGCAUCCACCCGGAGGCCUUCCAGGGCCUGGACCGGCUGCUGGAGCUCAAGCUGCAGGGGAACCAGCUGAGGGGCCUGCCGGCCCUGCGGCUGCCCAGCCUGCUGCUGCUGGACCUCAGCCACAACGCGGGCCUCCCCCCUCCGGCGGCCGCCGACCUCCAGACGCCCAACCUGGAGACCCUGAAGAUGGCGGGGCUGGGCAUCUCCCAGCUGGAUGGCGAGCUGCUGCGGUCGCUGGGCAACCUGCACGACCUGGACGUGUCGCGGAACCAGCUGCGGGAGGUGCCGGCGGCGCUGGGCGAGGCGGGCCGCGGGCUGACCUGGCUCAGCCUGGCGGGGAACCCCAUGGGCCAGCCGGGGCCGCGGCCCGAGGACCUGCAGAACCUGCGGGGCCUCCUGGAGCUGGACCUGAGCGGCCUGAACAUGCAGAGCCUCCCCGAGGCCUUCCGCCACCUCUUCCCCCGGCUGCGCGUGCUCACCGCCGCCGAGAACCCCUUCAACUGCCUCUGCCCCCUGGCCUGGCUGCCCGGCUGGCUCCGGCAGGGCGCCGUGCAGCUGGGCCGCCCCGAGGAGACCCGCUGCCACUUCCCGCCCCUCAACGCCGGCAAGGUCCUGGCCAGGGUGGAGCGCGCCGAUUUCGGCUGCCCUCCGACGACCGCCGCCCCCGCCAGCACGCCCGGGAGCACCACCCCCCCCGCCCGGCCCCCGCAGGUCUUCAGCACCCCGCCCGGGACCACCCCGCCCCCGGCCCUGCCCCCGCCUCCGCCCCCGCCCCUUCCCAGCGACUCCCCCUCCUCCGGGGAGACAGACGGGCUGCCGCCCCCACCCCCGGCGUCCCCCAGCAGCAGCGGCCCGGACGCCAUGUACCCCGGCCCCCACAUCUGCCCCUCCAACAUCUGCCUGAACGGGGGCACGUGUCGGCUGGGCGGCCAGGGCGAGCUGGAGUGCGCCUGCUCCCGCGGGACGUCCGGCACGUACUGCGAAACGCGCGAGGAGCUCCCGCCCCCGCCCCCGCCCCGCCAGGACCCGCCCCCCGUGGCCAUGGCGCCCGACCUGGGCUCCCGGCAGGUGACCAGCACCUCCAUCCUGCUCAACCUGCAGCGCUUCAUCCGGCGGCGGCCGUACCUGCGCGGGAUCCGGCUGACCUACCGCAACCUGUCGGGCCCCGACCGGCGGCCCGUGGAGCUCAGCGUGCCCGCCUCCUACCCCGAGUACACGCUGCGCGGCCUGAGGCCCAACUGCACCUACUCCAUCUGCGCGGGCCCCCUGGGCGGGGCCGCGGGGGCCGACCGCUCCUGCACCGAGGCCCGGACGGCCGCCGGCCCCGACCCCACGGCCGCGCCCCGGACCCCCGGGGCCACGCCGCACCCGACCCCCGCCGCCCAGCUGGAGGACGGCCGGCUGGUGACCGCCCUGGCCCCCGCCCUGGCGGCCGCCGUCUUGGUCGCCCUGGCGCUGGCGGUUGUCGCGGCGACGGUGUACUACCUGAGGCGGCGACGCCGGACCAAGGGCGCCCACCCCGACCUGUGCUCCGACGACCCCGCCCCUCUGGAGAUGGAGGGGGUCAAGGCCGGCCUGGACAACGGGACCCUGCCCCAGAAGCCGCCCGAAACCAAGCCGGCCUCCCCCUGCCCCUGGAACGGGGAGUACGAGGUGCCGCUCAUGCAGACGCACUGUCCAGCCAAUAACAACCUGGCCUCGCUCAAGCCCUCCUACUUCUGACCGCAGAGGAACCUCCUCGCACCAGGGGGCGCUGUGUAGCUUCACCCUCUCCCUUUCCCUGGAGACACUGAGACACCACAGAGGGCACAAGGGAGAUGGGGCUUUGUAAACAAGCCAGUUAACAAUGGACAAAACAAAACAGAACUGAUUGAAACACAUUCAAGUGCAAUGCCCAGCAGAGGUCUUUUUUUUAAGGUAUAAAACUGAAGUGCCUUUGUUUGCAUAUAGCCGUGCCCAGUUUAUGUUUUAAUGUCCGUUUGUGAUUUGUUUUUGUUUAGUACUUUUAAAUAUGAACGAACCCAGCAGUCACUCUGUACUGGCACACGGUGGGGGCAUGUCUGUGAGCAUGCACAGGCCAGUGUCUGUCCUCUGGAGGGGUCAAAGGUCAAAGGUUACGUGUGGAGGAAAGGGUGAGGACGGUGCAGCAGGCUGAAUCCAAAUGUCCGCGCUCCAGACAGGUGGUCUCGGCCCUGGCGGACUUGGCGUCUCGCGUAACCGUGACGAUGACUGAAGUGCUCACCGCCAUUAUGCCGCAGAGUCCCCCAGAGCGCAGGGCUACGAGGGUAAAUGCGCUGAAGAAACUGGACUUCUGACCUCAGUCAUUGCUGUGGAAACAACCCCUCAUAAAUUUUGCAUGGGACGAAAAAAGAAAUCAGUGCCUGCAAAUAAGUUUUCCUUUCGGCUGUAUGAAUGAUGCAUUACACACAUCGGAAGAACUUCAGUUGUUCGGUUGUUUUUCCGCCAUGCUUCCGUUAUUAUUUAAACUUUUUUUUGGCCAGUGCUUCCUUCAAGGCUUUUAUAACGACGCGUCCUUAUUUCUCUGGCAUCCUGCUUUCCCCCUGGCGAAGUCCGGGGAAGUGCGCACCCAAACGGACGCUCUGGACAUAAGACCCCUUGUGGCCUUGGGCAGCCUAAGCCCUUCAGGACGGCACGCGAACGCACCCUUUAAACCCGCCGGUCUGACAGUGUGGGGAAAGACCGGACAUCUGGAUUCAGCCAGAGCAGGGUGGGUACUUGGGCGGGAGAACACGAGCACUCCCUGUGCAGCACUUGCACCGUUCCCCGGAUCCCGUGCACUGAACACAUUUAGUUCCUCUGGGGAAAACUUGCACUGAGAGGAGAAGAGGUCUUCCCCAUCGCUGGGCAUGAUGAAACGCAAAUGAAAAAAGGAAAGCGAACCCUCUUAGGAAUUAUUUUACUCGCUGUGAAAGAGAAAGAACCUGAAUGAAGAUACAGACUGAAAGACAAAGGCCUGGGUCGGAGCUCAGAGUAGCUUCAGAGCUUUAGAGCGAGGUCGCCUUUGCUUCUUUGUCACUUUGUUUUUUUAUUAUUAUUGUUAUUGCUGUUUAUUUUUUUACCGAUUUUUUUCUCUAAUUAUGUGACCCGACUGUUUUCCUUCUUCCCAUCCAAAAAUUAACACAGAUCCGAUGUCUUUUAAAACCUUUUUUUUUUUUUUUACUGACAAAGUUAACCUUACACCAGAAAGCUGUAAUUCCUGCCAGAUCAACAGAAAGUUGAAACCCAAAUUUGUCCCAAAAUAAAUAAUUUCCCUGCCUCUAUCCCAGCACAAAGGGCGAAUACACACACCGAUGAGCCGGUCUCCAGAACUGACCCGCACGGUUGACUGAACUCCCCUGGUUUCCCCCUCUCCUGUGCAGAAUCUUGCAGGCACAUACUUGCAGGGCCCAUGAAAGAGAAGAGGGGGAGAGGAUGAGAUUUCCCAAGCCCUCGAGCUGUUUACUGUUUGUGUCUGUGAGUGGAACGAGGUCACUUCCUGCCCUGAGUUUAACGGAAUGGCCCUACCUUGCAGUCGGAUUUGCUGCAGCGCGUGUUUGUCUUUUGUUUUGUUUCUCUACCCUGAAAGUGAUCUGCCUUCCUCUGGUUGUUGUCUUGCGCCAAAUCGCGCUCUUUGGGGGGAAAUUUGGGGAUUUGGGAUUUUGUUUUUGGUUACGCCUCCUUGCCACCGACCAA
Molecule: messenger RNA, 4371 nt
Organism: Conger conger (European conger)
Lineage: Eukaryota; Metazoa; Chordata; Actinopteri; Anguilliformes; Congridae
Product: vasorin-like
Exons: 2
Coding region: 271-2400 (709 amino acids)
Molecular function (GO): protein binding
Source: RefSeq, a predicted model, not a curated record